CCACAUUCUACACUGCUCUAAUCUAAGUUCGCAUUCUCUGAAACCUAUAGCCUCAAGAAUGGUGACGCCCAGAUGGAUGGAGCUGUAUAAGUACGCAGCGUGUGAUCUCGCAGAUGGCUUGCUCAAACUCAACGUUCCAGGGGCAGGCUUUCUGGCCAAUAUACAGCCAAUGCCGCACACUGCGAGCAUACCAAAACCAGAGCUGAAGAAGGUCCUUGCACCUGCAUCGACAUUUCUCAUGGCACCUAAAGCUACCAAAUCCUUCCCUAACCCUACCUCACUGCCUACAAAUGCACCUGGUUCAAAUCUGCCAGACUCCAGGCCCUACGCAGACUACGCAGAGAACGGCACCAUCAUUGUGAUCAGCCAGCCACGAGGCCAAUCUUGCGCAGUGGUGGGCGGCAUCAUGGCUGCCCGUAUGAAGCAUCUCGGCGCACACGGUCUGGUCGUCGACGGUAGAGUACGAGACCUGGUGGCACUGAACGAAACGCAGCUGCCAAUCUGGUCAAAAGGAACGUCGAUCAUUGGUGCAGGAGCGGAGACAAAGUUUCAUGCGCACAACGUGCCGGUGCACAUUGGCGAGACUACUGUCCAGGCUGGCGACAUUGUCAUGAUAGAUCCGCUCGAGAAUGGUGUGGUUGCAGUGCCAAAGGGCAAAAUCGAUGAGCUGCUCGAGCUGCUACCAAAACUUGUGGCAGCCGACGAGAAGGUGAUUGCGGACGUUGAGGGGGGCGUGAGUGUGCAAGAAGCGUUCAAGAGGCAUCGCAGCUAGCCGUAGCCAUAUCAUCAAUACUAUUAGC
This is a messenger RNA of Macroventuria anomochaeta, 800 nucleotides long. Its product is annotated as DlpA domain-containing protein. NCBI's taxonomy places the organism in Eukaryota, Fungi, Ascomycota, Dothideomycetes, Pleosporales, Didymellaceae. Bases 59 to 772 code for a protein of 237 amino acids. The transcript is spliced from 3 exons. The record is from RefSeq and is a predicted model, not a curated record.